AUGAACGUAGGUGAAGAUAAUGUUAAUGAUACCGUAGAUGAAGAUGAUGUUAAUCCGGUUCCGGAUAUUGAUAUUUUUGAUCCUAGAAAUUGGGGUAGGCUUAGUAAUGACAUGAUUAAAGAGUUGGUUACGAAAGGUCCAAAAAGAGAUAUGGAUGUUAAGGGCCCCGUGGAUAAAUUUGGAAGACAUUUUUCUAAUACCAUGUACACUAGAAUUUUAUCAAAUAGGGAGACGUGCGAUAGAGAAUGGCUAGUGUAUUCGAAAAAACUUGACAAACUCUAUUGUUUUUGUUGUAAAGUUUUUAGAACGCAGCAUCCGAAAGGUGGGUUGGAUGAUGAAGGUUAUAACGAUUGGAGACAUGCCAGUGGUAGACUUAAAGAACAUGAAGUUGGUUUACAACAUUUUAAGAAUAUGAAUGAAUGGUUUGAAUUGCGGCAAAGGUUGAAAUGCAAAGAAACAAUUGACAAAGGGGCAUAUGAGCACUUUAGAAAAGAAAAAGAUUAUUGGAAACAAGUCAUCUUAAGGAUUAUUGCACUUGUGAAGUUUCUUGCAAAAUAUGGCUUAGCGUUUCGUGGGUCAAAUGAGAAGUUGUAUCAAAAAGGAAAUGGAAACUUUUUGGGUUUGGUUGAGAUGUUGGAAGAGUUUGACCCGAUUAUGAAAGAACAUGUGCGCCGAGUUUUGAAUGAAGAGUGCCAUGUACACUUUCAUAGCCACAAUAUUCAAAACGAGUUGAUACAAUUAUUAGGGAAUAAAGUUAGAACCGAAAUCAUCAAGAAAGUUAAGCAAGCAAAGUAUUACUCCAUCAUCCUCGAUUGCACGCCUGAUACAAGUCACCAAGAGCAAAUGUCCAUAAUUGUGAGGUGGCAAAUUUUGAAAGACAAUGUUAAAGGAUUAAUUCUUAAAUCAUUGUCUACAACUCGUUGGGAAAGUCGUAUAGAUAGUAUUAAGCCUAUAAGAACUCAACUUGGAGAUGUAAGAAAAGCUUUGCGAGAAGUUAGGGGGACGGAUAGAGAUGCUAAAAUCAUAAGUGAAGCUAAAUCAUUAGAAGAGUAUGAACUUGGUGAUUUUGAAUUUUUGGCACAAAUUGUCAUUUGGUUUGAAUUAUUAUCAAAGGUGAAUGUGGUGAGCAAACGGUUGCAAGCAAAAGAUGUUGUUCUUGAUGUUGCUAUUGAUGAAUUGGACAAAUUAAUUAAAUUCUUUAAGAAUUAUAGAGAAGUGGGGUUCUCUAAGGCACUUGAUGAAGCUAGAGAAAUUGCAAAUGAAAUAGGUGUUAAUGCGGAAUUUCGUCAAAAACCUAUUUUUUCACUUGAAACAAGAUUUGAACAAUAUCAAAAAUUCGAAAAAAUAUUUGGGUUUUUGUUUCCUAAAAAGUUGAAGACUCUUGAUGAAGCCAAGCUUAAGGAGUGUUGUUAUCGCCUUGAAGAUGCAUUGAAGUAUGAAGGAGAAUCCGAUAUUGAUGCUAAAGAAUUGUGUACGGAGUUGAAGUUGAUUACUACAUUUUUACCGAGACACAUUGACAACCCUUUUGACGUUUUAGACUAUAUCUUCCAACGCAGUACUACUUAUCCUUAUGCUAUAAAUGCAUAUAAAGUGUUGUUGACAAUUCCGGUAACCGUGGCAUCGGCAGAAAAAAGUUUCUCAAAGUUGAAGUUGUUGAAGAGCUAUUUACGUUCUACAAUGUCACAAGAAAGGCUAAACGGGUUGGCGACAAUAUCUAUUGAAAGUGAAAUAUUAGAUACUAUGGAUUACAAGGAGUUGAUCGAGAGCUUUGCUUCAAAAAACGCUAGGAGAACCACACUGUUUGCUUAG
Helianthus annuus (common sunflower) is the source of this 1809-nucleotide messenger RNA. RefSeq names its product zinc finger MYM-type protein 1-like. Lineage: Eukaryota; Viridiplantae; Streptophyta; Magnoliopsida; Asterales; Asteraceae. Bases 1 to 1809 code for a protein of 602 amino acids. The record is from RefSeq and is a predicted model, not a curated record. Gene Ontology annotation, molecular function: protein dimerization activity. The transcript is spliced from 3 exons.